This is a messenger RNA of Acanthamoeba castellanii str. Neff, 567 nucleotides long. RefSeq lists its product as uncharacterized. The coding region runs from base 1 to 567 and encodes 188 amino acids. The transcript has 4 exons. The record is from RefSeq and is a predicted model, not a curated record. Lineage: Eukaryota; Discosea; Longamoebia; Acanthamoebidae. Gene Ontology annotation, biological process: vesicle-mediated transport.
AUGGGUCCGGUGUUCGAGUACGCGGUGACGCUGGACGCCAAGAAGACGGACAUCGACAGCAAGCCCGCCAAAGAGGAAGAGGUCGAGCGGCCCGCCGCGCUCGGCCGGCCCGGCGACGACAAGAGCAAAGACGCGGCCAAGCGGCGAAGCGAGAGCAGCGCCAUGGGACUGGUCAAGGGCGGCAGCGACAUGGUGAUGGGCACGCUGGGAGUGUUGGGUGCGGCGACGACGGCGACGACGGCGGCCACGCUGAGCGCGAUGAGCACCAUCACGCCCGUCAUCACCGGCGGCCUGGUGGGCGGCUCCGCCCCGGCCCAGCCGGCCGUGCCGACGGGUCCGACGCCCGUGGUGAUGGUCUUCUUCAUCGGCGGCUGCACCUACACCGAGAUCGCCGCGCUUCGGUGGCUCUCCAAGCAGCCAGGCACGUUGGCGUUGUUCGGGCGGCCCGCCGUGACCAUUGAAGCAAUCGAUGUGGCUGACGAAGCUCGGAGUGCGCGGUACGUGAUCGGCACGACGAAGCUGAUCAAUGGCGACACCCUUCUCGACGACUUUGUGGACAAGCUUUGA